This is a messenger RNA of Thelazia callipaeda (thelaziosis nematode), 2031 nucleotides long. NCBI's taxonomy places the organism in Eukaryota, Metazoa, Nematoda, Chromadorea, Rhabditida, Thelaziidae. The record is from the annotation of a GenBank genome assembly.
AUGGCAUGCAGAAGAGGUCUGGGUUUGUUUAUUCGUUGUUUGCAACGCCGUCAACAUUUUUUGAUACAACCUUGCAGUGUUCUUUCUACCAUUCGUUGUUUUCAUGCUAGUAAAACGAUCAGAGAGGUAGUUACUCCUCAACGCUUUGAAUUUCAAGCAGAAACGAAGAAUUUGUUGGGUAUUGUGGCGAAGUCACUUUACUCAGACCAAGAGGUAUUCAUCAGGGAGUUGAUAUCAAAUGCAAGCGAUGCUUUAGAAAAAAGGCGAUGCAAACAUUUGGAAUCGAAUCAAGAUGCAGACGUUGCGUACGAAAUUAAAAUAACUGCAGAUGAAAGUGCUCGAUUAAUCGUUUUCGAAGAUAAUGGAAUUGGUAUGGAUAAGGAUGAUCUAAUGAAUUGUCUGGGAACUAUUGCUAAAUCAGGCUCGAAAAAAUUCGUAGAAGAGCAAUCUUCGCAAGGUCGUGCAUCGUCGGCUGAAAGCAUUAUUGGCCAGUUUGGUGUUGGUUUUUACUCAGCAUUUAUGGUAGCAGAAGAUGUUACAGUCAAAACUCGCAAAGAGGGAAGUGAUAAAAGCUAUAUGUGGAGGUGGAAUGGCGACGAUACAUACACGUUAGAGGACAUCGAAUUUGCUCCUGUUGGAACACUAAUCGAAGUUAAGCUUCGUCCAGGUGAUGCAGCUGAAUUUUCAAAAAAAGAUAAAGUUGUAGAAGUGAUCAACAAAUAUUCUUACUUUCUUACUGUACCUAUAACGGUAAAUGGAGAACGGAUAAAUGCAAUGAAUGCGAUUUGGACAAUGAAUCCGAAAGAUGUGUCUGCCGAAAUGCACGAUACCUUCUUUCGACAGAUCGCCAAAACUCAUCUGCCUCACAUGGCAAAUGAUCGACCGCAAUAUACUAUUCAUUACAAGGCAGAUGCUCCAGUAAAUGUCAGGUCGUUGCUUUAUGUACCUUCUCACAAUGUAUCACAGUUCGAAUUUGCUAGUUCAGCUGACCAAUAUGGCGUAUCCUUAUAUGCUCAGCGAGUCCUCAUCAAGGCGAAUGUCAAAGAUCUGUUACCCAGAUAUUUACGUUUUUUGGUUGGUGUAGUUGAUUCAGAAGAUAUUCCAUUAAAUUUAAGUCGAGAGAUGUUGCAAAUGGAUGCCGUCCUUGUGAAGUUGCGACGUAUUCUUACUGACAAAGUGGUAUCAUACUUCGUCCAUGAGAUGAAAAAAGAUCGAAUAAAGUAUAAGGAUUUUUAUAAUGGCUACUCAUUAUAUUUCAAAGAAGGAGUUUGCACCGAACCUGAUCAAAAUAUUAAAGAGCAAAUUGGUUCGCUGUUACUGUUUGAAUCAUCAAAUUUGAAAGCAGGAACAUAUUCGUGCUUAAGUGAAUACGUAGAGCGGAUGCAAAAAGAUCAAAAUGAAAUUUAUUAUUUAUUCGCACCAAGUCGUCAGUUAGCAGAACAUUCUCCAUACUAUGAGAUGUUCAAAUCAGCUAACAAAGAAGUUCUCUUUGCAUACGAUGCAGCUGAUGAAGUGUGCUUGUUAGCGAUGCAACAAUUUCGGAUGAUGCCUAUUAAAUCAGUGGAAAACUGGACUCGUAGUGAAGCGAAAGAUAAUGCUCAAGCUACUACAACUACCGUACGUGAUGUUGACAAGAAAGAUCUGUUAGAUUGGAUGAAGACCACUUUGGGAAGUGUAAAAGUUAACGAUAUAAAGAGCUCAAGUGCUACAAGUGAGCAUCCUUGUAUGAUUACUGUUGGUUCAGAAAUGGGUGCUGCCCGUCAUUUUCUUCGUAUUGGGCAAGUCAAAGAUAUCGAGCAUCUGGCUUUUUUGAAGCCUACUCUUCAUGUUAAUUUGAACCAUCCAAUCAUUGUAUCACUAAUCAAAUUGCAUAAAUCAGAGCCAUCAGUAGCGGUCCUUAUCGCUGAACAAAUUUACGAUAACGCGCUUGUAACUUGUGGUUUGAUGAAAGAUUCAUCGAAAAUGGUUGAUCGCGUGAAUCGAUUGCUAAGUGAACUUUUGAAACCGAAGUCCUCAAUACUUACUCCAUAA